Molecule: messenger RNA, 443 nt
Organism: Linderina pennispora
Lineage: Eukaryota; Fungi; Kickxellomycota; Kickxellomycetes; Kickxellales; Kickxellaceae
Exons: 1
Coding region: 45-239 (64 amino acids)
Source: RefSeq, a predicted model, not a curated record
GCUCAUGAUUUACAGCCAUGUUUCAACACACCUUAGAAAUUUGAAUGUAUAUACAGAACGGUGUUCGUCUAUGUAAGAACCAGCUGAGAGCAACGGCCAAGGUUCGAAUCAAACGGCGCACUCUAGCCUUGUUCUUGGGCUCGACACGUCUCCCGCACCCCCAGCUGAGGCAGCCCUAUCAGACCAAGGAGCUCAAUAGUCAAAGCAAGCAAAGCUCAGAAACAUCGCUACGAGUAUGAACAACGACAAUAUGCGCGUCUGCGAGAUGUGUCAUAAGACUGAGGAGCAGUGCAUGUGAAGGUACAAGAGAAGCUGUGGUGUACAGACGCUGUAUGACAUGGUACACAAGAGCCGUGUGUGAGAUGUGAAUAGAUCUCAGUCCUACAUCUUUAUCUUUACUUCUUUAUCUUUAUCUUUUAUCUUUAUCUUUACCUUUAUAUAAG